GAGAGAUAAGCCCAAGGCCGACAAGAUCCACAGUCCCAACCAUGGCGCAGACGAGGAGGACCAGUGGGCCGCCCGCGACGGCGUUUGUGGCGGCGGAAGUGGAGGAGCAGCCCGGUGCCGCACCCUUCCCCUGGUCGACGAUGAGGCUGACGCCCCCCACGGCGGCAGCGGUGGCGCUCUUCGCCCUGCUGGUGCGCGUGCUCGUGUCCCUGGGCUCGUACUCGGGGCAAGGCACGCCGCCCAUGUACGGGGACUACGAGGCGCAGCGGCACUGGAUGGAGAUCACCCUCCACACGCCCGCUGCCGAGUGGUACCGCAACACCACCGCCAACGACAUCGCCUACUGGGGCCUCGACUACCCCCCGCUCACCGCCUACCAGAGCCUCGCUCACGCUCUCCUCAUCAACGUCUCCCUCCCCCAGUCCCUCGCCCUCUCUUCAUCCCGCGGUUUCGAGUCCCACCAAUCGAAGCUGAUGAUGAGAUGGACGGUGUUGUCGUCGGACUUGUUGGCAUUCUUUCCAGCGGCGAUCUACUACGUGUGGGUUUAUUUUCAGCGCAAUGUUGGUGGUGAUGGAGAGGAAAGGUCGGCGCCGUGGUUGCUAGCGAUGAUACUGCUUAAUCCUUGCUUGAUCCUCGUUGAUCAUGGCCAUUUUCAGUACAACUGCAUCAGUCUUGGCUUUACACUUGGAGCUAUUGCAGCUGUCCUGUCUCAAAAUGAUUUUGCUGCUUCUGCUCUCUUCAGUCUUGCAAUCAAUCACAAACAGAUGAGCUUAUACUUUGCACCAGCAUUUUUUAGCCAUCUACUUGGGAAAUGCCUCAGACGCAAAAAUCCUAUUUUUGAGGUCAUGAAGCUUGGCCUCAUGGUUAUUGGAACCUUUGCUCUUGUUUGGUGGCCUUACUUAUAUUCUAUUGAAUCAGUGAUGGAGGUUCUUAACCGAUUAGCUCCUUUCGAGAGAGGAAUAUUUGAAGAUUAUGUCGCCAACUUUUGGUGUAGCACCUCGGUGGUUAUAAAGUGGAAGAGGAUCUUCACAAUACAUUCGAUGAAAUUCCUUAGUCUCAUCACGACAAUUUUGGCCUUCCUACCUUCAUUUGUUCAGCAGUUGAAGACUCCGAGUGAUCAGGGGUUCCUCUAUAGUUUGCUAAAUAAUUCAUUUUCAUUCUAUUUGUUCUCUUAUCAAGUGCACGAGAAAUCAAUCCUACUACCUCUUUUACCUGCAAGCCUUUUAGCACUACAAGAACCUCUGCUUUUUGGGUGGUUAAUGCACUGUGCUUUAUUAUCCAUGUAUCCUCUUCUUCGCCGUGAUCGGUUAUUGUUGCAACAUGGAGCAGUUCUUUCUCUCUUCGGUCUUAUCUUCUUCCCACCCCAUGGAAACCAUGUCACAAAGGCAGACAAAUUAUCCACCAAAGAGAAAGCACUUAUCGCAUUAGGAUUGUCUUGUUCCAUUGUAUUACAUUUGGUGUACUUGUGUUUCCAGCCUCCAAAAAAAUAUCCUUUCCUCUUUGAGGCCCUGAUUAUGUUUUUCUGCUUCUCUCAGUUUGUGGCCUUCACUAUCUACACUAACUUUAAGCAGUGGAUGCUAUUGGACCACUCUUCUUGGGCAGUGAGAGUCAAAAAGGAUCUUUGAUCACACAAUUUUACUUCUUGUAACUGACAUCAAAUUGUUAAUUCUCCUUUUUUGCA
Molecule: messenger RNA, 1681 nt
Organism: Musa acuminata AAA Group (dessert banana)
Lineage: Eukaryota; Viridiplantae; Streptophyta; Magnoliopsida; Zingiberales; Musaceae
Product: probable dolichyl pyrophosphate Man9GlcNAc2 alpha-1,3-glucosyltransferase
Exons: 6
Coding region: 42-1625 (527 amino acids)
Biological process (GO): protein N-linked glycosylation
Cellular component (GO): endoplasmic reticulum membrane
Molecular function (GO): dolichyl pyrophosphate Man9GlcNAc2 alpha-1,3-glucosyltransferase activity
Source: RefSeq, a predicted model, not a curated record